AUGUCGCAGUGUGAUCUGCAGCUCUCGGCCAGACCUGUAGUGCCCAGGCAGAAAUUGGCUCUGUCCAGUGCUACUAGCUCCACCUGUACUGUGGGCUACGGCGCCGACAUGGAAGUGGUCACCCUGGUCCAGUUUUGUCGUACCCAGUGGCUACCCUCCUUUUGGGAGGUUGUCACUGGGAUGAACUACUACUUGGAUUUGGAGAUGGGUCGAAUCACCUGCACUAAGACUCAGUCUGACCUAUCUAAAUGUGCCUUUGAUGAUUCACAAGAUGAGCAGAGGACCUUCUGCUCCUUCCAGGUCUACAGUGUGCCCUGGCUGGGCCAAAUCUCCGUGACAGAAUACAGUUGUCACAAUGAGUAA
Molecule: messenger RNA, 363 nt
Organism: Marmota monax (woodchuck)
Lineage: Eukaryota; Metazoa; Chordata; Mammalia; Rodentia; Sciuridae
Product: cystatin-C-like
Exons: 4
Coding region: 1-363 (120 amino acids)
Molecular function (GO): cysteine-type endopeptidase inhibitor activity
Source: RefSeq, a predicted model, not a curated record